Molecule: messenger RNA, 1467 nt
Organism: Fusarium verticillioides 7600
Lineage: Eukaryota; Fungi; Ascomycota; Sordariomycetes; Hypocreales; Nectriaceae
Exons: 1
Coding region: 334-1215 (293 amino acids)
Source: RefSeq, a predicted model, not a curated record
AAUCUGCUUAUGCAGACGGCAUCGUUGUCCGAGAGGAUUACAAAGGCCUUGCUGACAGGCGCAGCAAGAGACCGAACACCGAGCACGCAAUGAAAGAUACAGAAUGAGCAUGUCGCAGAUAGAUAUACAAAAAGAUGAGUGUCUAGUGGUCAUGUUAAAUAGAAGAGGUCUUGCCCUCAGUUUGAGUACAAUAAGCAAGCAUCAAUCACUUCCAAACAGUCAAUACCAUCUCUUGAAUUGUCCAAAACGUCAAAAUUUCAGCUGUCCAAGCACAAAAUACUACAAACAGUACUUCAGUAAAGAUGCGACACGCAAAGAAGAUGCAGGGUGCCGAUGGCGAUGGUGAGCCUCUCAAUCAAAGGCCCUGGGUCCAGACUGUUAACAAGUGCAGAUCAUUACACGCUCGCCAAGAAGUCGCAAACCUCAAGAAAAAGCAACGGAUCUGGCAAGCAACUCCAGCAAUUAUAUAGACUAUAUGAAGAUGCUACAGACAUUUACAACCAAUCCGCCCUGGCCAAGACAAUUGAAGACAUGCUACGAACAAAAAACCGACCGCGCAUCACCAAGAUUGUUUCGCUGGGUCUGGGCAGCUUGUUAGACGCUAAGGACCAACAGCGACGCAUCAAACAAUUGGUUGUGCUGAUGGCCACCGCAUCUCAUCUAACGUUAUCAACGAGCAAUAAGAGCAAAUUGAGACUUUACGCCCAAGACCCAACAUUCACAGCUGCCGACGAGACCUUUCUCCAGAGCCUCGACAUCUCUGUACUGAAAACACCAUCAAUUGCGAACCUGGGUGAGGCUGGACGCAUGAUUGACGAGGAGACACUUGUCUACAGCCCAUUCCUCACGCUUGAGACAUACAAACUCUUGUUAUCUUCAUCGCAAUCCUCAGACGGAACAGUCAGAGCGCCAAUAUUGGUCAGCGACGACUUCAACGCGCUGAGAUUGAAAUGGGACAAGCGCACAUCGGAGCGAAAGGACGUGGAGGGGUUGAUUCAGGGGGCACGCGAAUAUCGUCGGCGGGCGGUUAGUGGGGAGGGGUUCUGGACGCAGGCGGAUCGGCCAUUUCCCAUGGCCCUGUACUGGCGGAACUCAGAACAACAAUCCCAGCCCCGGGAUGUGGGCACCGCCCGAAACACGAUAAGAUCAGAAUCUGGUCAAUCUUCCUCUCCCUUCUCGCGAUUUGAGCAUCGCGCGAUCCCGAUACAUGCUUAAAUCAUGUCUUACGGGGGGAGACAACCAAGGGAGUCAUGAUUGGUUAGGUCUCAGUUAUCAGACACUUUGCUCGUCUCCCUCGCGUCUGGAGGAAUUUCUGAUACUGUACCAAGAAUGCAAGGAGUUCAGAUCGGAGGGAAUAACCUGGAUGCAUUUCAGCCUUAAAAUGUGGUCUCAUUAGCGAUUGUCAUAGCGUUAGAGUAGCGAUGAAUUUUUUAAGCCUCUGGUUAGACUCAAUUUGACAUUUUCUGC